Messenger RNA from Pectinophora gossypiella (pink bollworm), 2759 nucleotides. Its product is annotated as zinc finger protein 267-like. The record is from RefSeq and is a predicted model, not a curated record. Gene Ontology annotation, cellular component: nucleus. The coding region runs from base 1276 to 2742 and encodes 488 amino acids. Gene Ontology annotation, molecular function: RNA polymerase II transcription regulatory region sequence-specific DNA binding; DNA-binding transcription factor activity, RNA polymerase II-specific. Gene Ontology annotation, biological process: regulation of transcription by RNA polymerase II. NCBI's taxonomy places the organism in Eukaryota, Metazoa, Arthropoda, Insecta, Lepidoptera, Gelechiidae. The transcript is spliced from 2 exons.
GAUAAAAGUAAUUAAGUAUUAGAUUUAUAUUCGCUUAGCGAUCUCCACGAUAAAACGACAAGAUUUUGCUAUUCUUAUUAUUUGCUAUUUUCUUAUUAUUAGUUUAUAAAGGGUGUUAGUGACAUCGUAAAAAAAAAACUGAGGUGACUGAGGGGGAUGAUUCAGACCAUGAUUUUGAGUUGAUAUCAAGUGAUAUUUUCCCUCGCAAAUUCAUGAUUUUUUUCAAUUAAUCAGUUGAUAUCAAGUGGAAUUUUCUGUCGCAAAAGUAUGGAACUGAUAAUAAUUUUAAAAAUUUCAUGAAUUUUCCGACAGGAAAUUCCACUUGAUAUCAACUCAGAAUCAUGGCCUGAAUCAUCCCCCUCAGUGGCUUCAGUAUUUGUUACGGUGUCACUAACACCCAUACAUACUUGUAUGGCUACCCAUACAGACUUAUAUGGGGUGGAAGUAACAUCGUAAUGAAUACUGAGGGGGAUGAUUCAGCUCAUUAUUCUGAGUUAAUAUCAAGUGGAAUUUUCCACUGCAAAAGUAUAGAAUUGAAUAUUAAUUGAAAAUAAUUACAAAAACACAAAAACAUCUUGAAUUUUGCGACAGAUUUGUGAAUUCCACUUGAUAUCAACUCUGAAUCAUGGUCUGAAUCAUCCAUCCCCCGCGGUAUUCGUAUAGUUAGAUCUGUUAUGACUGGUAAGACUUGAGGUAGUUCUCUACAUACUGUAAUACACACACCUACACAAACUCACGCCCGUAAUCCCUAAUGGGGUGGGCAGAGCCACAAGUAAUCAAAGACAACUUGCAGCCACUGUUGAUACGAUGUCGUAAGCGUAUACUGUAAUACAAAUGGCAGAUUUUAAAUAAUACCGUACAUAAUCAUGCCCGCAUCCCUAUCGGCGUGGGCAGAACCACAAGAUUUGUAGGUAGGUAUUAUUUGAAAGUUGUGAGGGCCGAACUGAAUACAGCCCGCGAGAUCACUGCAACCUUGUCAGAUCUAUUGUGACCUAAAUCCCUACAUUUAAAAAUCCUCCUCUAGACCGACCGGAGAAAGCUCCAUGACUUCCUGGGGGCCAUUAUGUGGCCCCCAAGUGUACGACUUCUACUAUGUAUGAGAGCCUCACAGUUGCACAGCAGAUGUAGUGGAGUCUCAUCCUCCCUUAAGCAGAAUCUGCUUAAAGGAGACUCGGUCAGCUCCAUUCUGUGUAGGUGCUUAUUGAGUCUGCAGUGCCCCGUGAGGUGCAGCUCAACACAACCAUUAUUCAAGCAGAAAUUCAUAAUAAACCAAAAAUGGAUAUCGAACCGGAACUCAAUUUUGUCAUAAAACAAGAAAUUGAUAUUAAUGAUAUUGAAUACAACAUUAACAAUAAUUACCACCCGGACUUCAAUGUGGACGUUAAAAUUGAAAGUGAAGACAAUGAAGAAGAUUGGUGCAUUAAAACUGGAGAAGAAACUCACUGUGAACAAGAAGGAAAAGAUAUAGAAGAAAAACAAUUAGAUGUAUGUAAACCCUGUUCAGGAGUUGAUAUCUCUACAGUUGGUACCACAAAUAUGCCAAAUGAACAAAGUUCAAACGGCAUCAACUCUGGACUUAAUGCCAAAAAAAAAAAUACUAAUGAAAGAAACCAGGCUGAUGGUAACGGUAAUGACGUUAUAGAAAAUACAAUUUCCAAAGAAGAUGGUAAUUCAUGCCAAUAUUUAUUAGACUCCGAUUCUAAAGAUGAAGUGAUAGUAGUUCACGAACUCCCAAAUAGAGAAGGAAAAAUAGUUGAAUGUCAAAAUAUUGAAUUGGCAUAUCAAUGCAAAGAUUGUUCUAUUACUUUUGAUAAUGACGAAAACCUUUUGGAACAUAUCCGCGCUAUACACGGUUCCAAUGUAAAAGAUACAAAGAGACAAUACAUUUUUGAGAAAUCUCCUACAAUGAUUAAUUUAUAUACAGAUAAUGAUGUAGAAUCAAGCACACAAGUUGAUGAAGACAGGAAACAAGUUAUAGGAAAGAAGUACAAAUGUGCAGGCUGCAAAGAAAUGUUUGCUUUCAUGAUUGAAAGCACAAACAAUGACAAUAAAUGCUAUAAAUGCAAGCAAACACAAGCCGAUGUUCCAGACGACUCCAGCGACAGCGGAGGCUUAAUCAUCUUGCACAACAAACCGAAGAAGAAACAAAUGCACACAUGUAAAAUUUGUAACAAGACUUUUAAAUACAAACAUUGGCAUGCUCACAUGAGACAGGUACACGGCCCAGGGUCAUACGCUUGCGAACCCUGCAAGAUGGAAUUCAAAUGCGCGAGGUAUUUGAAAAGACACAUGAUGUACCAACACGAAGGGGUCCUGCGCAGCUUUGAACGUAACAAACCAGAAAACGGCAAAGUUAUGUGCCCGCAUUGUCCUAAAACUUUCAAAAACAGUGAUAACCUUACUCAUCACAUUCAGAAUUGCCACGGCGAGCCGGUACAGUGUGAUAUCUGUGGCUGCACAGUGAAAAGCAAGUCGUAUUUACAAUCACAUAAGCGUAGGAAGCAUCGGAAUGAUAAAAAAUUCAGCUGCCCCACGUGUUCGAAGCAGUUAAAGUCUCAAGAGCAAGUUCAGGUGCACAUUAAAAAAUGUCACAGCAUUAAGAAGGAAACUUGUAAAUAUUGUGGGAAAGAAUUCAAUUGUAAGCAGUACCACCGAGCUCAUCUUAAGCGAUGUCCAUUGAAUUUGGAUAGAAACAGCCAAACUGGUAAAAGGAAUGAAGAUUUUAUUAAUGUUGGUACAUAAAAAGAACCUAUUUGUGA